This is a messenger RNA of Poecilia reticulata (guppy), 1175 nucleotides long. RefSeq lists its product as uncharacterized. NCBI's taxonomy places the organism in Eukaryota, Metazoa, Chordata, Actinopteri, Cyprinodontiformes, Poeciliidae. The record is from RefSeq and is a predicted model, not a curated record.
GGAGCAGACGGCGCUGAGUGAGCCGAGUCGAGCGGAGCUGCAGAUGCUGUCUGAGCGGCAGCUCCGAGCGGACUGACAGCACAGGAAGGAGCCGCUGAGCCAUGGAUUCACCAGAAAGGUGUGCCUGUAAAGCUUUGGGCUGAGGAGGAGAGCCGUACAGGAGGAGAUGGGCUGCACCUCUGCCAAGCAGGUGUCUUCUGUUCCCAGCGAUGAGGAGGGCCAGAGCAAAUCCCACAGCAACGGGGACCUCGUCUCUGACGAGCACAAGAUGAGAGGCGUGGAGAAGGACAAGCUCAUCAGUGGAGAGGAGGCGGGAGACGGCGGCCAUGACGGCUCAGAGAAGAGCGCUCUGCUUGGAGUAGGACAACAUCCCAAUGAAUCGGGAUCCAACGGGAAGAUUCUGAGCAUCCACUCAUCGGAGAGCCAGCAGGAGUUCUUCCGGAUGCUGGACGAAAAGAUCGAGAAGGGUCGGGACUACUGCUCAGAGGAAGAGGACGUGACAUAGCCUCACCGUCCUGGAUCCGACAGGAUGGAAGACGGGGCGGACUCCGGGGCACAUGGGGCUUGAUCUUGUUUUAAUAAACGGCGGAGAGGGAUUGGAUUGAAGCCGGGACGUUUUCUCCCUCCCCUACCCACAGCCUGAGCUUGGUCGAUUCCAGCUGAGAUCUGGAAGAGACGGCCUCCGUCCGGAACGAAGCCAUCACACCGACCCAGAGUCAGAAACAUGAACUGAAACGUAUCAGACUACCGUCAGUAUUCAUCCACUCAUGUGGACCUGUGCUAAAGUUGCGUCAUUUUCUCCCGUGACAAGUCUCUUCCCCCCCCUGCAGCAGAGACGCAGUAUGAACCUGUUCUCGCCACAGCGCCCCCGUCUGUCCAGAGGUAUCUACGUCAAACAAGGCUCAGGGUUAAAGUGUUGAAGUGUAGCCGUCCCGGUCCUUCCUCUCACCGAGACACUUUCGCACCACGAAACGUACACAACAAAACGCACUGGCGCACCAGAGUUAGUCACGUUUCCUGCUUCAGUUUCUGUUCCGUGUGACGACGAGGUCGACGCUGCCGCAGCACACGGACGUCUUUCCCUGUAUGUCAGUCACCAGUGUUAAAUCUCUCAUUAUGUUUCUUUGUUUUGACUUUUUUUUCUUUUUUAGGAAAAUUAAAAGUGUUUACACGAA